CACUCUUGUAGGCUUAGUACAUUGGUGGAUAUUUUUCUGCAACACUCACAAUGUUUACCAGGAAGGCUGGUCACUUCUAAAACAUUUUACAGAAACAAGACACCGCUUUGCAAAUAACUAGGCGGCCAAUAAUCACUGCCUGUUGUUGUUUUUACUCAUAUGAAGUGUAGCUUGUAAUUUAGAUGUUCGUUAGCAAUGUGAUUUUAUGGUGUGUUGCUUUCAUGCAAAGCACGCUGAUUUGAACGGAUACAGCCAAUUUCCCAUCCUAAACUUUAGCCAGUUUGGGUCAUUUUUUACUUGAUAACUUGACUUGAUAGUUCUAUCAUGGACCAAACUGAUAGUGUGAAUGCAGACCCAGUUCUUACUGUUGACAGGCAGGGCCGAUGCAAGAACUGGCGUAAUUGGCUGGGAUUUUGGUUACUGGGAUUGUGCAACAACUUUGCCUAUGUGGUGAUGCUGAGUGCGGCCCAUGACAUUCUAAAACAACAAGGGUCUGACAACUCCACAGUGAUGAUCCCAGCAUCAUCUCACUGGCACGUUGAAGGACGGAAUGCCAGCAAUAGCAGUCGAUAUGACUGCAACCCUGUUUCUACUGCGGCUGUACUGUUGGCUGACAUUCUCCCUACUCUUAUCAUCAAAUUAUUUGCUCCAUUCCUUAUCCACAAAUUCCCUUAUGGUUUUCGAGUGUUGGUGUGUGCUGCCUCAGCGAUUGUCAGUUUCCUUCUGGUGUCCUUCUCUUCAACAGUGUGGAUGAGUAUUCUUGGAGUCGUCUUUGCCAGUGUGAGCUCUGGACUAGGAGAACUCUCCUUUCUGUCUUUAACUGUGUUCUUUAGCAGAGAUGUUUUAGGGGGCUGGGGUUCAGGGACUGGAGGGGCAGGUGUGGCUGGAGCUCUGCUGUACUCGGUUUUCACACAGGUUGGCUUGUCACCCAGGGUUACACUGCAGGUAAUGCUGGUGGUCCCCGUUGCCAUGGUGGUCAGUUACUUCUGCCUGUUGGUAUUUCCUCCAUCCUUCCCACAGUGGCAGUGCAGAGAGGUCGGGCCUGCUCUGUCAGUCAGGGGCAGAUGUUCACAGGAGAGACAGCCUCUGAUGGAGGACUCCGCUGAGGAAGAGCAACCCCAGAGUACUCCUGAAGAAGACAUGCCCACUGGACCACUGACCUUAACAGAGAAAUGUCAAUGUAUCAAAGGUCUCCUGGGGUUUGUUCUCCCUCUGGGCCUGGUUUACUUUGCUGAGUAUUUCAUCAACCAAGGCUUGAUGGAGCUCCUGUAUUUUCCUAAUUUUGUAUUUUCACAUGCAGAGCAAUACCGAUGGUACCAGACCCUUUACCAGGUGGGGGUGCUAAUCUCACGUUCCUCUCUCUGCUGUUUGAAGAUCAGGAACAUUUGGGCUUUAUCUCUGCUGCAGUGUGUGAAUGCUAUGCUGCUGGGCCUGGCGGUAUACUAUGAGUUCCUGCCCAGCGGUUGGUUGGUAUUUGGGAUUGUCCUUUAUGAGGGGCUGCUGGGAGGAGCGGCCUAUGUCAAUACCUUCUACUUCAUCAGCAAGGAGCAGACUGGAGACAGACAGAGGGAAUUUGCAAUGGCAGCUGCUAGCGUUGGGGACAGUAUGGGCAUCGCCUUGUCAGCCAUGACAGCAUUUCCAGUUCACAAAUACUUCUGUUCAUUAUAAGGGAGAUUUGGACUGAAUUGUCUUUCAUACAGUAAUGUUAAGUGAAGCUUGACAUCUUUGACUACUUAAUAGGCCUUCACCAGUGCCUGACUGUCUUAUCAACCCACACUGACUUUGACCAGAAGUUGUAACUGACAUCCUACUGAUUUCUGAUUGAUUCACACUUAAGAAUGAUAAUAAGUCUAAGAUAAUCAAAUUGUGUUAUUUAGCCAUGGCCAAAGUUAAAUUAAAUUGAAAUUUUAUUUCUUAGAUUGUACACAGUGUUGGGUAAGUUACUUCAAAAAAGUAAUUAAUUACUAAUUACUUCAUCAAUAUUGUAGUUAAAUUACUUUUGUAAUUACUCUGUCUGAAAGGUAAUUUAAUUACUCAAUAAGUAAUGUAAUGCAUUACUUCUUACAAUCCCCAAAAACCUUGACUGGAUAGACAACAGAAAGGAAAGUCUUUCAAUAAUUAAAUACAAGUCAAACUUGGAACAGUUUAGCAUUUUAGCUUUUUAAAACAUAGCCUACUAAUUACUAAUACUUAACAUUUUAGUAACACGUGUAACCUUCUUUCAUCUUUAGUUACCAAACAGUAUGUGCAUAACACAAAAGCUUAACUUUAAGUUAAACAUGACAUCACAGGAUUCUACAGUACGCAGCAGUAGCAUCUCUUCCUGCAAUCUAGUUCGCAAUAAGUUUUGCCUGCUUAACAGGUGUUGCUGAGGUGUUAUCUGCCGAUGCCAAAGUAAAUUCCUAGUCUGUGCAAACUUUCAUGAUGAACAUGGAUCACUCAAAACUGUUCGUGGAUGCUGCCUUGUGAGGUGCUUCAGUAGGUUACUUGUGCUAGCCACAGCCGCAUACCGUUUUUUUCUCCCCAGGACAUAGCUUGCACUUUACAUUAAUGUUCUUGUCAACCUGUGACAAAAAGGUAAAGUACUUGGAAUAUUUCCAUCUGGUAAAACAGCUAGAGCUACUUGCUGCAGCCGAGUCCGAAAUCUUCCACUUCAAACAGCUAGAGCCCACGCUUAUGCAGCAAAAACUCGCGUCUCCCGUGCAACUGCACUACAGCUAACGAUUUUAAAGAGGCAGCGUUCACUUUUACCCUAAAACAAUACAUUUAGAUUUUAAUUCAAUAUUGAUUUAUACAGAACUGUUUGACUAAUUUACAGUAUGUAACGCAAGUACAUUACAAGUAACUGUAAUUAAUUACCUAAAAAUGAACAGUAAUCCCUUACUUUACUUUUUCAGUGGAUAAGUAAUUUAAUUACGGUACACCCAACACUGAUUGUACACAAACCAAUUUUGCACACCCUUCUCAGUGUGAGAUAAGACUUUGUCGGUAUUGUUCAACAUGUUUUGCCUUAUUUGUUGUUGUUGUCUUGGGACCAAUUCAAACAUGUAUGUAGUUUGUGAAAUGGGAGUGUUUUUUGUUUAUUCAAACCAGUAAAGAAAGACAGAGACAUAUCGUG
Messenger RNA from Hypomesus transpacificus, 3118 nucleotides. RefSeq names its product CLN3 lysosomal/endosomal transmembrane protein, battenin (gene cln3). The transcript has 15 exons. Gene Ontology annotation, cellular component: membrane; lysosome. Lineage: Eukaryota; Metazoa; Chordata; Actinopteri; Osmeriformes; Osmeridae. The record is from RefSeq and is a predicted model, not a curated record. Gene Ontology annotation, biological process: lysosome organization; regulation of intracellular pH. The coding region runs from base 325 to 1668 and encodes 447 amino acids.